AUGAUUUUUGUUGUAAUAACUCUCUGUAAGUGUGGUGACCGUACAGGGGCAAUCGCAAAAGUUCUCUUGAACCCUAGUGCCUAUGAAGACGCAACUGAUAACAAUGGCCUCGCACCAGUCCAUGUAGCUUGUCGUCAGGGCACAUUUCGCUUUUUGAAAAGACUGAAAGCAAGCGGGGGAAACCUCAAUCUUCCUGCAGAAGCUCUGUGUCUGCUGCCCAGCCACUUUGCCGCUGCUUUUGGACAUAAGCAAUGCCUAGAAUUGCUGUUAGAAAGGCGGGCUAAGGUUGUCUCGAGAACAACAGAAGGCGCCUCGGUGCAUGCAUUACAUCUGGCAAUUGCAAAUGGGCAUGAAGCCUGUGCUCGUGCGAUCUGUGAUACUCCUGAAGAAAAACGUUAUGAAGGCUGGAGUUUGUGUAUCGUCAUCGAGUCUUCAGGCCCAGUUCUCCAAUGGAUGUACCUUCAAGUUAAUGAGCAACACGGGUUUGCGAUUGAAGACCCUAGGCACACUGCUGGGACGGCAAAGUUUUCUUGUUUGAGCAAACCGGACAUGUCGCCCAAGCUGUGGGUUAGACCUGAGAUGCAUGAGAAUUCGAAAGCAGAGCAUGACGAGAGUGACGUGGAGGACGACAGUGACGAAGACGCGGAAGCUAGUCCAGAGAAUGAUGAUGACAAGGAGUCUGAGUAUCUGACAAGGAUCAAUAGCAACGAUACGAACGUUGCUGUGGUAGCAGAAAAGGAGACGUUUGUGAGCAGGACAGCAAGCUUGGAACCUAAGCAAUCGGGACUCAAGAAAGCUGGUCGCUUGAUGAAAUCAGUCUUUCAUAGCUAG
Molecule: messenger RNA, 831 nt
Organism: Cadophora gregata
Lineage: Eukaryota; Fungi; Ascomycota; Leotiomycetes; Helotiales; Ploettnerulaceae
Exons: 1
Coding region: 1-831 (276 amino acids)
Molecular function (GO): protein binding
Source: RefSeq, a predicted model, not a curated record